Messenger RNA from Salvia miltiorrhiza (redroot sage), 3130 nucleotides. RefSeq names its product probable LRR receptor-like serine/threonine-protein kinase At1g63430. Lineage: Eukaryota; Viridiplantae; Streptophyta; Magnoliopsida; Lamiales; Lamiaceae. Bases 721 to 2724 code for a protein of 667 amino acids. The transcript is spliced from 13 exons. The record is from RefSeq and is a predicted model, not a curated record. Gene Ontology annotation, biological process: protein phosphorylation. Gene Ontology annotation, molecular function: protein binding; ATP binding; protein kinase activity.
CAAAGUCUGUUUUUGAAUGUUGAUCCCCAUAAUUACAAUGAUUAGCUUAAGCAAAAGCUAAUUACGCCACUAAACCCCCCUUCCCAUUUUUCCUGCUUGUUUGUCCGUUUGUUAUCAACUUUCAGCGUCACUCAGAACUGAGAACAAAAUUUCAUUCAAAUUCCUUCCAUUUUCAUACCAUUUAUUUUUCUUCUCAAAUUCACAUAAAAACAUUCUUCCUUUUUCCUGCUAUAGACAUUUUCUGCAGCCGUGUGGACUCAAUUUUGAUUUUCUGUUCAAUUAUCCAUUUUCCAUUUUCCUUCUCUCUCUCUUUCUCCCUGACACCAAAUACCUCUCUUUGAAUCCAAGUCUUCCUUAUUUGUGGAACUUCAUUCUCAUUUUCCAGUAGCCUUUGCUUUCAUCGGUUGUUACUGAUUUUGAUUCAAGAUUUGCUAUCAAGCUUACUCUCUUUAGUUUCUUUAAUUCCUCACAUUUUCACUGCAAAAAAAGAUAGAAUCUUCGCUUUCUUAUUCUGGGUUCGUUUCUCAUUCUUUAUAUUCCUCUUUCACUUCUUUCAUAAACCCACUUCUUCAUCUGCUUUUAGCUUCUUUUUUGGCACUUUUUCUAAUCUUUUUCUUCUUCCUCCCCUUAUUUACUUGAUAUUUUGGGUUUCUUGAAAUUUUUUGCUGUUGUUAUAGAUGGGUUCGUCAAGUUCUUGAAUGUGGUGGGGCUGUGUGUGCGAUGCGUGGUAGAAAGAUGAUAUCCUUACCUUCAAUUCAAGCUCUUUUGCUCGGUUUAGGACUCUUCUUCGCAGAUUGCUUCGCAUUUCCCAUAAAUGAAGUUGAAGCGUUAACUUCUUUCAAGAGAGCUAUUUUUGAGGACCCUUUGCUGGUAUUGUCAAAUUGGAAUCCUCUGGUUUCAGAUCCUUGUUAUUGGUCUGGCGUUUAUUGCUCGAUAGCCGGAGAUCAUGUCGUAAAGAUUAAUAUAUCUGAGGCAUCUAUAAAAGGGUUUCUUGCACCAGAGUUUCACAAGCUUUCUGCCCUGCAAGAGUUAAUUUUGCAUGGGAAUCUGUUGAUUGGUACAAUACCUAAGGAGAUUGGCUUGUUGACGAACCUCAAGGUAUUGGAUUUGGGGUCAAAUCAGCUGACAGGUUCAAUUCCACACGAGAUUGGAAACUUAACCGGCAUCCAAAAAAUAAACCUUCAGUCCAAUGUGUUGACUGGAAAAUUGCCUUACGAACUCGGUACCCUGAGGUACCUUGAGGAACUUCGGCUUGAUAGGAACAAGUUUCUCGGAACUAUCCCUGCUGCUAAUGGCUCUGAUUUUUCGGCCGUUAAGCAUGGAAUGUAUGCUUCAAAUGCCAGCCAAUUGGGGUUUUGCGGAGCCUCCCAAUUAAGAGUGGUUGACUUAUCACACAACUUUUUGGUUGGAAAUGUACCCGGAUGCUUGGACUAUCUACCUAGAUCAAGUUUUCUGGGAAAUUGCCUUCAAGAUAAAGAUCCCAAGCAGCGUCCCGCUACACAAUGUGGUGCUGCUUCGCCCAAUAAAACCCAUGCAGGAAUUAACACGAAGCACAGGUCUAUUGAAGAUAGGGCGUCAAGACAUCCAUCGAAAAACUCAAAACCAGUGUGGAUCUUGGUUCUUGAAAUAGUGACGGGAUUCAUGAUUGGUUUGCUCUUUGUUGUUGCUAUUUUUACUAUUGCUCACAAGUGGAAGAGAAGACCUUCAAUCAUUAUUCCAUGGAAAAAGUCUUCGAGUACAAAAGAUUACAUGACCAUGUACAUAGAUUCUGAAGCGAUGAAGGAUGUCGUGAGAUAUAGCCGAGAAGAACUCGAGUUAGCCUGUGAAGAUUUCAGCAACAUCAUCGGUUCGUCUCCAGAUAGUGUGGUUUACAAAGGCACUAUGAAAGGUGGCCCUGAGAUUGCAGUGAUAUCUUUUUGUAUCAAAGAAGAUCAAUGGACAGGUUACCUGGAACUUUACUUUCAAAAAGAGGUGGCUGAUUUAGCUAGAUUAAAUCAUCAAAACACUGGGAAACUACUUGGCUAUUGCAGAGAAAGCAGUCCAUUUACGAGGAUGCUGGUGUUCGAGUAUGCAUCUAACGGGACACUUCACGAACACCUUCACUAUGGAGAAGGAUGCCAGUUUUCUUGGACACGGCGCAUGAAAAUUAUCAUUGGCAUUGCUCGGGGGUUGAAAUAUCUCCACACGCAACUUGAUCCUCCGUUUACUAUAUCGGAGUUAAACUCAAGUUCGGUCUAUCUGACCGACGACUUCUCCCCUAAGCUUGUUGAUUUUGAAUGCUGGAAGACAAUCAUCUCCAGAUCGGAGAAGAGCUCAGGCACGAUAAGUAAUGAAGGCGCGGUUUGCAUCCUUCCGAGCUCUUUGGAAGGGCGUCAUCUAGAUAUCCAGGGUAACAUCUAUGCGUUCGGGAUUCUCUUACUCGAAAUUGUGAGCGGCAGGCCUCCAUAUUGCAAAGAGAAAGGCUACUUAGUCGAUUGGGCGAAGGAGUUCCUAGAAUUCCCGGAUGUGAUGUCGUACGUAGUUGAUCGUGAGCUGAAGCAUUUCAGAUACGAGGACCUCAAAGUGAUAUGUGAGGUGGUGAACCUGUGCAUCCAUCCCAACUCCAGCCGGAGGGCGACCAUGCGGGAGUUGUGCUCGACAUUGGAGAACGGGAUCGACACAUCCAUAUCAGCGGAGAUGAAGGCGUCCUCGCUGGCCUGGGCUGAGCUCGCCCUCGCCUCAUGACGGACCCGGACCUAACCCCUGUACAUGCCCGAUACUCGAUUUCUAACCUUUGCUGAUUGAUAUCGUUGCGUGACUUGGUUGGUGUCGUUAUCCUCCGACGACGUGUAUGAGAGUUGUUGGAAGAUCGUAGGUUACGGCGUCAUACGUGGCUUAGAAGCUCUAAUUCUUUGUAUAUUUGAGCCCUCGCAUGAGAGGCCAUUAAAGUUGUGGAUCAAGGUCUACUUCCGUCAGCAUUGGAGAUUUAGGUUUGAUAGAGGCUAACAUAUUAUCACAAUAAUUGUGUUAUGCAUCAUGCCUAUAACCAGAUAUAUAGCCGAGUUACUGUUGGAUGUGAAUGCAUAUGAAUUUGUUACACCAGAUAAAUGAUGCAAAAAGAAAUAAAAAUGAGAGUGACUGAUGCAGCCAA